UAAGUACAACCGUGUAGUGAUCUAGUUGAUAAUAUUAUCAAUACAAAUUAAGUUUAUUUUAAAAUCGCCUGUCAAGCUUAAUAGCAAUUCAGUCAUUAAUUGUUCUUAUUUAGGAUCAUACAGCAGUUAAGUUUUAAUAUGAAAUUUUUUAUAAUUUGUGUUUUUCUUUGCUUAAUUGCCAACAAUUUGGCAAAGAAACAUACUGAAAACAUGACAACCGCCACGGAAGAGUGCCGAAGAGAAGAAAAUAUCUCCGAAGAAGAGUAUAACAAAGUAAUCGAUCAUCAUUUUGAUAAUCCCACUAGUGAGAUGAAAUGUUUUACGGCCUGUGUUGCGGAAAAGAUUGGCAUAUUAAAGGACAACAUUGUGCAGGAAGAUGUUGUAUUAGAAAUAGCAAGAGAAGUUAAUAAAGUGAAAAUGACAAAUAUCAUUUUGCAGAAGUGUAAACAAAUACAGAGUGAAGAUCGCUGUGAUAUGGCUUUUAGAUUUCAUGUCUGUGUUCAAAAUACUAAAAAAGAAAUACUUGAAGCAGAAAAAUAAACUAACAAUAAAUUUUGAUUAUUAAGAACAUUUUAUAUUCGUAACUAGCUGAAGGAAAACUAAA
Lucilia sericata (common green bottle fly) is the source of this 604-nucleotide messenger RNA. RefSeq names its product general odorant-binding protein 56a-like. Gene Ontology annotation, biological process: sensory perception of smell. NCBI's taxonomy places the organism in Eukaryota, Metazoa, Arthropoda, Insecta, Diptera, Calliphoridae. Gene Ontology annotation, molecular function: odorant binding. The coding region runs from base 139 to 540 and encodes 133 amino acids. The record is from RefSeq and is a predicted model, not a curated record. The transcript is spliced from 2 exons.